UGUCAAAAGAGGAUAAAAUAACAACACCACGUUGAGUCAUUUGUUUGGGAAAAGAAGGGGAUAGCAUUUUCGAUCACAAGUAUCAAUUUUACCGCAAGGCCGGCGCCUCUUUCAGGCAGCAUAAUUGGUCAAUUUAACAGCUAUUUCGCAAUAACACGAAAUUGUCGGUCGUGUCGGUUACUCAUAUAUUAAUAGCAUAAUAAAUACUCUUUUUGUUAUAUACAUCACAUGAUAUGAAAUGCUUCAUCUUACGAUAAGGCUUUUAUGAGACAAGUCGCAUUUUGCAGCCUGCCUUAUCAACGCAAUAAACGACGAUGGUGCGCUCUGGCUUAAAACUAUGGAAUAUUGUACCGGCAAUACACAUAACUGUACACUGUAUAUAAAAGAAAUUUACCACUUAAUACUCUAAACUGUCACUUAUAAGCCCCCCGGUUAAAGGCCCAUUUACCUCUAAACAAAACACUACUUCCGAUUAUAAGCCCUACGGAUAUAAGAUCCCCUCUAGUUUAAAAUAACAUGAAUUCAAUUAUUAUGCGUUCAAGCUUAAUUAAAAACCAGUAAAUGAAAACCGUAUUUCGAUCAACAUUGUAACUCAUUUCGAAACGUUUUUUUUAUUCCGCUUAUAAGCUCACCCGGAUAUAAGCCUCUCCGUUUAUAAGCCCGUCCAAAGUUGUAUAAGCCCAGUGCUCAUACAAUGUAAGUGGUAAUCUGGUUUAUCGAGGAAAUGAAUCAAUUACGUGGGAUGUUCCAAGUUUAAUCAUACUUUGUCUUUUUCGAUUUACAAACAUCUCGUAUUGGUAAUCUUGCCAGGCAACACCCUUGCGCAAUACUUGUCAUGUUCCUUCGUGCGAAAUAAGACAUUUUAAAAACGUAACGUAGUCCACGACAAAAUGCCAACGUCUAUCACCACAAUAACUCGCUAUGGAUAAAGUGAGAUAUAUUAAGAAAAUGCAUUCUGCAAUAUUUAAACUAAUAAAUGUGAAAAUGAUUGACAACGCGAAAGCCAGUUUCCGAUGCCUGUGUUUAUAUCUGUCAAACUUUAAUAAUAUCAGUUAAAAAAAAAAAAACAUCAGUUCAAAACAGCCGCGAGAAUAGAGUGCUUUUCGAAAAUCUAUUAUUUUCAGUUAAAACAGUUUAGCUUUUAAUUAAAGACUAGCUUUCUAAUCAGCUUCAUGUUUGGUUAAAACUUGAAGCAGCCAACAAGUUUUCUGUUUUUCCACUGAACGUGUUUGUAAUGAACACUAAAGUUUACAAAACAAACAGUAAUAUUUAGUAAUACCUAUAGGUUUUAUAGUUACAUACGGAAACGACUCUCCAAUAUGCAUGAAAAUGAACUAGUUUCGAACUAAUUUCACCAAAUUCAUUACUUCGUUGAACACACAAUUAUAACUGUUCAAACUGCAAUGUUGCUCAGUUUCGUUUCUAUACGCGGAAAUAUUUGACGCGCUCGCAUAAGGCUCUACUUCGAUUCCAUUGUAAAAGAAAGCAAUUUAACUUUUUCCAUCCGCGAAAAGCAAACAUCACCCUAAUGAAUACUUCAAAUUUUGUUUGCAUAAAAGUCCUGUUAAAAAUAGUAAUUGCUAUAAGAAGGCUGGACAUUGGAGUUGGCAAGAACGGGUGGGCUUUUACUUGCGCUGAAGAUCGGCUGAAAGAAAGACGGUCGUCUCUUUGUUGCGACGUGACACACGCGCAACAAGCUGACAAUACUUGGCCAUUUGUAAUUGAAGGCAAUUUAGCUUUUCUAUUCUUUGAAAACAAACAACGCUCGUUUAUUGAAACUCACAGGAUGCAAAUAUCUGUUUACAUUAAUAUCCUUUUAAAGAUAAGACAGUUUCAUGUCGCGCGCACGAAUGAAAAGAACUGCACAACGUUUUGCGAAGGAUAGCUUAAUCUACUGUGCACGCUGGACUACUAAACAUGCCUGGGGGAUUUGUUCAGACGAAAAGCCCAUAGACAUAUUCAGUUUGUGUUUCAACUGAGCAGCCGACAGGCAGUAGAACAAAAGAAACUUCAAGGAUAUUUACUUGAAAAACAUUGCUUCACUUCUGGGGCCGAAAACAACAAGACCUUCCAAGGCGAGGUGUGCCUCUUACAGGCAAACAAAAUUUACAAAUAAUUUGCUGGACGUUUGCUAAAGAAAAACCGAGGAACAAAAAAUCAAAACGCUAAAACAUGGCCUACAACAAGACCAGCAAUGUCACAGUCGAUGAACUAGAAGAUAUGGAUGAGCCACUCUUCACGAGCGAUAAAACCGGCGCGUUCGUCCUCUACGGAUUGCUUUCUUUCUUCAUCGUCGUAGCAAACAGCCUGAUCCUCUUGCUAAUCUGGCGAAAGAGACGUCUUCGCACCACGUCCAACAUGAUCCUUGCUAGCCUUGCAACGAGCGAUCUUUUGACGGGGUUGCUGGCGGUGCCGAUGGUGAUUGCUUGCUCGGCGACGUUACAACGCGAAGUGUGCAUCGCCAUGGACAUCUCGAAUCGUUUCCUGGCUUUCUCGUCCGUCGGUCACCUUAUUCUUUUAUCCAUCGACCGCUACAUUAGAGUCACAAAGCUACUGCAGUACCCAAUAAUUGUGACCCCGGAGAGACUCAGAUGGGCGCUGGGUUUUGCCUGGGUGUUCGCUCUGCUAGCAUCCAUGAUACAGCUCUCUUGGAUUCUGACAACGCUGGAUGAAGAAGCAUUGAUUCGCAUUGAGCUGGGCUACGAUUUCUUCCAUAUGGCCGCCCUUGUCGUUGUUCCCCUGUUCUUGAUGGGCGUUAUCUAUACCAGAAUCUUAAUAAGCCUACGCAGGCACAGAAACACAAUCCACAGCGAACUCUCCGGGCGCUCGGCGUCACGGGUUAACGCAGGAAGGCGAAAGGUGAACGAAAAGAAAAUUGCUUUGCUGUUCAUUGCAAUGAUCACCGUCUUCAUCUGCGGCUUAUUUUUCUACUUUCUCUGGGCGCUUAUGGAGGACAUGGAGGUAGCAGGGCUUUAUAGCAUAUCGCCAAAGGCAAUGAACAUGAUUGUAACAAGCAUAAUUUUUUUCCGUUUUCUAACCGCGCUGUGCAACCCCCUUCUAUGCACGUUCAUGAAACAAGACUUUUUGAACGCUUUGAAAACCUUUUCCACUGGAUUACGUGAUCGCUCCUCAACUAUGUAAGACAUCGGUAAGGUCACAAAGGGUUUAAAUGGGAUUAGAUCUGUAAACUGUAUUCCACAUAAAAAAAUACUGAGAUUAGCUUGUGAUUACGAGAUUUAAAUGCAAUCGAUUCAACGCACUGGACUUUUCUUUCUCAAUUAGUGGACGCCGUUGUGUACAUAUUAAUAACAAAUAUGUUUGUUCAAGAGACAACAUUAAUUCAGAUUAUUCACCGCUCUUGUUUUAAAAGUGUAAAGCCUGGGUGUGUUAUUGUGUACUGAAAAGAAAACUUUGAACAGUGAUUAGAUAAUGUAUGUAGGGUGAAGCUAGACCAGAGGACGAUGUUAUAAACUGCGACUUGACAUAGAACGUCACCAAGGGACCGCUAUUAGCAAAAUGUAUAUACGAAAAUAUAAAAUGAGACGUAUAUAUUAUGUUACUAAACAAAUGGGAAUAAAACACUUGUGAUUAAGGAGCAAAGACUAUGAAUAAACUAAGUUUGUAUACCGUACUAAUGGUGCUUUUGUGUGAUUUGCAGUGUUUACACUACGUGCUCUCGUCACUGAAACAGCUAAUUUGUCGGUGAAGUUUAAUUGGCGUUUGGAGGGAGGGGGCGAGAGUGUGGAGAGAAGAACUGCGCAAAGUCAAUCAGUCUUCUAUCCCGCGAAAGAUUAGGUUACGCUAGGAUUGCCCCUGCAACGCUCUCACUAAGAAGCUUCCGGCCCGGUCCACACUACGUCGGCGUUGGAGAAAUUUGAAAACGGUGUUUUCACUCAGAAAAUGCAUCAAAUGUUUUCCG
Messenger RNA from Orbicella faveolata, 3919 nucleotides. RefSeq names its product histamine H2 receptor-like. Gene Ontology annotation, molecular function: G protein-coupled receptor activity. Gene Ontology annotation, biological process: G protein-coupled receptor signaling pathway. NCBI's taxonomy places the organism in Eukaryota, Metazoa, Cnidaria, Anthozoa, Scleractinia, Merulinidae. The record is from RefSeq and is a predicted model, not a curated record. Gene Ontology annotation, cellular component: membrane.